Molecule: messenger RNA, 784 nt
Organism: Diorhabda sublineata
Lineage: Eukaryota; Metazoa; Arthropoda; Insecta; Coleoptera; Chrysomelidae
Product: triosephosphate isomerase-like
Exons: 1
Coding region: 83-601 (172 amino acids)
Biological process (GO): glyceraldehyde-3-phosphate biosynthetic process; glycerol catabolic process; gluconeogenesis
Cellular component (GO): cytosol
Molecular function (GO): triose-phosphate isomerase activity
Source: RefSeq, a predicted model, not a curated record
UAAAUUGAAAAACGUUUAUUACAAGAUUUAAACGAUCGUUAAAUAGUUUGUAUUUUAAUUAUUGAAAUGUAGAGAUCCCUAAAUGACGUGCAGGGAACUUUUCAAGGUAGCAUUGGCAAAGAAAAGUGGUUUACAAGUGGUAGCGUGCGUCGGGGAAACUCUGGCCGAACGAGAAGCCGGUAAAACUAUGGCUGUUGUAAUUAAACAAAUCAACGCUAUAGAAUCUCAGCUGAAGGGUAACUGGACGAAUGUAAUAUUAGCAUAUGAGCCAGUAUGGGCCAUUGGUACAGGCAAAACUGCUACUCCCGAACAGGCUCAAACUGUACAUGAAAAUAUCAGAUGCUUCUUCAAAGACUGUAUCUCCUUUAAUGUAGCUGAAGGUAAAUUUCCUAAUUUGAAUAUCACAACUAUUUAUCUACAACACUCAAUGGUGGUCACAAUUUUUUGCCCACCCCAUAAUCCAUUCAGUAAAUCUCGAAAUAAUACAUUGUUGUCCUAUACAUCAAAAAUAAUAAUGUUAAUUAUUCGUUUAUUUUAUACGAGAGCGUGUUUAUAUUUUGUGGGUGAGUACGACAAGUUGAAACUUGCAAGUACCGAUUGAUUUGUUUGUUUAACCAAUUCAAUAUGGAGAGAGUGCAGGCGCGCUCUUCUAUUCCUUAUCCAUUGACGGUGCGCGUCCCGGCACGCUCGUUUUCCUCCCCUUUACAACUGGACACCAAAGUAUCCGCUACAACCAAAGGACUCAGCUUUGUACUCCCAUGAUUCUUGAAGAAAUAGUGUAUGA